Amblyraja radiata (thorny skate) is the source of this 1901-nucleotide messenger RNA. RefSeq names its product glucose-6-phosphatase-like. Gene Ontology annotation, molecular function: glucose-6-phosphatase activity. Gene Ontology annotation, biological process: gluconeogenesis; glucose 6-phosphate metabolic process. The record is from RefSeq and is a predicted model, not a curated record. NCBI's taxonomy places the organism in Eukaryota, Metazoa, Chordata, Chondrichthyes, Rajiformes, Rajidae. The transcript has 5 exons. Gene Ontology annotation, cellular component: membrane. Bases 51 to 1124 code for a protein of 357 amino acids.
ACAUCCACAGGACACAGGUGGAGGGGAGGUAACCUAGGACGCACCAGAGAAUGGACGCUGGCAUGGACCUGCUCCACAGCUCUGGGGUGGAACUGGUGCAGUAUCUACAGCUGAACUACAGGGACUCCCAGAGCUGGUUCACCUUUAUCUCCAUCGCCGCCGACCUGAGAAACACUUUCUUUGUUUUCUUCCCCAUCUGGUUCCACCUGUGUGAGGCGGUGGGGGUCAAACUCAUCUGGGUGGCCGUCAUCGGGGACUGGCUCAACCUCAUCAUUAAAUGGAUAUUAUUUGGCCAGAGACCUUACUGGUGGGUUCAUGAAACUUCCUACUACGGCAAUGUAUCGGUUCCAGUGUUGGAGCAGUAUUCCAUCACCUGUGAAACUGGGCCAGGGAGUCCCUCCGGCCACACCACGGGCUCAGCGGGGGUUUGCUAUGUGAUGGUGACUGCAAUAGUGACCAGCAUCUUUCAGAAGAAGCAACACUGCAAACAAAGCUGGUGUCUCCGUGCCUUUCUGUGGGGAGCCUUCUGGGUGGUCCAGGUGUGUGUUUGUGCAUCCAGGGUCUUUGUAGCUGCACAUUUCCCUCAUCAGGUCUUCAUGGGAGUCAUCUCAGGGAUGGUUGUGGCGGAGGUGUUUGGCCGGAUUAAUGCAAUCUACAACGCAAGCUUCAAGAGGUAUCUUCAGAUCACCCUCUUCCUCUUCUCCUUCGCUCUGGGCUUCUACCUGCUGUUGAAAGUGCUGGGCAUCGACCUGAUGUGGUCACUGGAGAAAGCCCAGAGAUGGUGCGCCCGGGCUGAUUGGGUCCACAUUGACACCACCCCCUUCGCCGGGCUGGUCAGGAACAUGGGAGCUUUGUUCGGACUGGGAUUAGCUCUGAACUCACCCAUUUAUGCGGAGAGCUGCAAAGGAAAGAGAGGCCAGCAGUUCAGCUUCAGAAUAAGUUGCAUUGUGGCCUCCUUGAUCGUCCUGCACCUGUUCGACUCGGUGAAGCCCCCGACGCAGAGGGAAUUCCUGUUUUAUUUCCUCUCCUUCUGCAAAAGUGCCGCCGUGCCUCUGGCAGCGGUGGCGAUCAUUCCGUUCUCUGUGUCGCAGGUUAUGAACAAACAGGAGAAAAAAGUGCUCUAAGCAUCAGCAUCUUAAAUAUUUGCCCAUUAAUACAGAAACCACAAGCCGAAUCAAAUCAGCAUGACUUUGGCUAGUUGCACUUUGAGACAGAAUUUAAACUCAACUUGUCGUGGCACAAGGGCAGCAGGGUUGCACUGAACAGAAUAAACAUGAAAUUUAACUAGAAGAUCUGAAAAAAACCCAUGCACUGGAGGAGUGCUGAGAAUGAAUUUACAACAUUAGAAUUUACAGCAUUUCAAAUAGCAAACUGUUUUUGUAAUCUGGCCCUUGUGUUGAUUUACAUAUUGUCCAAAUCAUAUUGACACCCUGCACAUCACUGAGUGGUGGGAGUGAGAGAGUGAAUGAUUACGUUUUGUACACUCGUGUUUGCAUUUCCUGGGCCCUCGGUCAAUGAGCCUAUUUGUUUAAAGGGAAUGUUGAACCUCUCGGGAUGACCCAGCGGGAAUCUGCGGGCAUAGUGCGUUGCAGACAGUCCGUCACUCUCUGGAGUCAAUGUUAUGAAGCUUUGGUCUGAGUUACCUGGGUCAGACCUCUAGCUUCUCACUGAUGGUCUCUGAGGCAAGAACGACAGUCAGUGAUGGAACAUGCGGCCCAUACCUGCACAUUGAUCAACGGGCUAUCACAUGACAGAAGACCAGUCAGAGGCUCAUUGUUCUCUGUAGAUAGACAAAAAGAUGCUGGAGAAACUCAGCGGGUUGGGCAGCAUCUCUGGAGAAAAAGGAUGGGUGACGUUUUGGGUCAGAACCCCCUUCUGAAAGUAGAGAGAGGGGGGGGGGG